AUGGCUGAGGCUCACAACGGACAGAUCCUCCUCAUCAUUUCCAUUGUGCUUGAUAGUUUGCUCAUUGCAACCUCCUCCAACGCAGUGGUGAAGCAAAUAUUCCUCGCCAGAUUCAGAUUCACUCCUAUCUCCACAACUGUUGCCGAUACCACUUUUUCCAGCAUCUCAGUGCUUGGGGUGAGAGUAGACUAUUUCAUCUCGAAGCUCGUGGUUCCCUUGAGAAACACCUACAUGACCCCUGUGGUUCAAAUCCUUUCCGUUGCCUUUGCAGCGAUUGGUUUCUUUCUCUUGUACAUUUCCAAGCCAUCCCGUCGUCCAAGCGUUUUCCUUACGUCUAUUGUCUGUUGUCUCGUGGCAUCCAUGGUUUCGUUAAUGGCUUCCUUGUAUCAAAUAACAAAUUUGAAGACUGCAGAGUACUAUAUCAACCUUCUAAUGGUCAGUAAUAUGUACUACAACGUAGAGAUGCGUCGUAGCAUUCCUACGUAUGCCAUGGCCUGGGUAUCAUCUACGUUUCUCUUGGCUGCGACUUUGACCAUGGCCCAUUUGGUUGUUAAAAAAUCAGGGCUAGGGAGAAAAGCUAUUCUUGCCAGUGAUACCGAUGACGAGCACAAUGAGGAGUUGAUGGCCUGA
Molecule: messenger RNA, 630 nt
Organism: Babjeviella inositovora NRRL Y-12698
Lineage: Eukaryota; Fungi; Ascomycota; Pichiomycetes; Serinales
Exons: 2
Coding region: 1-630 (209 amino acids)
Source: RefSeq, a predicted model, not a curated record